CACGUGAGGCUCCACCGAAGCACCACGCGCAGCAAGAACAAACCGGCUGCUAACGAUCACUGUAUCACGUCACUGAGAAGCAGCGGCGGCGAGCGAGCUCUGGACCACAAACUACUGCCGUACGGGCACGGCGGAGCGGAUCAAUCUAGUCUCAGGUCCAGACAGCGCGAGGAAGAUGGCGGACGACCCCAGCGCAGCGGACAGGAACGUGGAAAUUUGGAAGAUUAAGAAGUUGAUCAAAAGCCUCGAGGCGGCCAGAGGCAAUGGCACCAGUAUGAUCUCCCUCAUAAUCCCACCCAAGGAUCAGAUCUCGCGUGUUGCGAAGAUGUUGGCUGAUGAGUUCGGUACAGCUUCGAACAUCAAGAGCAGAGUCAACAGACUGUCUGUACUGGGAGCCAUUACUUCAGUACAGCAGAGACUCAAACUCUACAACAAAGUGCCUCCUAAUGGCCUGGUGGUGUAUUGUGGCACCAUAGUGACAGAGGAAGGCAAAGAGAAGAAAGUUAACAUCGAUUUUGAGCCAUUUAAACCAAUCAACACUUCCUUGUAUUUAUGUGACAACAAGUUCCAUACUGAGGCUCUAACAGCUCUCCUGUCAGACGACAGCAAAUUUGGCUUCAUUGUGAUUGAUGGUAGUGGUGCCCUAUUUGGGACUUUACAAGGCAACACAAGGGAGGUGCUGCACAAAUUCACUGUGGACCUGCCCAAAAAGCACGGUAGAGGAGGACAGUCUGCUCUUCGUUUUGCUCGUUUGAGAAUGGAGAAGAGACAUAACUAUGUGCGUAAGGUAGCGGAGACAGCUGUGCAACUUUUCGUGUCCAAUGACAAGGUCAACGUGGCAGGACUGGUUCUCGCUGGAUCGGCCGACUUCAAGACGGAGCUCAGCCAGUCAGACAUGUUUGAUCCGAGGUUACAAGCGAAGGUUCUGAAGCUGGUCGACAUAUCAUAUGGAGGAGAGAACGGUUUCAACCAGGCCAUCGAGCUCUCGGCGGAAGUGCUGUCUAAUGUCAAGUUCAUCCAAGAAAAGAAACUAAUAGGUCGAUAUUUUGAUGAGAUCAGUCAGGACACAGGGAAAUAUUGUUUCGGAGUUGAAGACACACUCAAAGCGCUGGAGAUGGGUGCAGUGGAGAUCCUUAUAGUUUACGAGAACCUUGACACUAUGCGUUAUGUCCUACGCUGUCAUGGGGAGAAUACUACACCGGAAAAUGAUGAAAAGAUCCUCUAUCUGACACCUGAACAGGAGAAGGACAAGUCUCAUUUCACUGACAAGGAGACUGGUCAGGAGCAUGAGCUGAUCGAGAGCAUGCCACUGCUUGAGUGGUUUGCCAAUAACUACAAGAAGUUUGGGGCCACGCUGGAAAUUGUUACAGACAAAAGCCAGGAGGGCUCGCAGUUUGUGAAAGGCUUUGGAGGCAUCGGUGGAAUCUUGAGGUACCGGGUGGAUUUCCAAGGCAUGGAGUACCAGGGAGAUGAUGAUGAGUUCUUUGAUUUAGAUGACUACUAGGUAGUCGGGACUGACACAAAAUUCAAAUAUAAGAUUUUCCCCCCUUCACCUACCCCGCAAACGGCAGGGGAGCGAAGGAGAUCGAAUCAGCAGGAGGGAGAAUGAUGAGAAAAUGGCGGAUGGUCUGCGUGUCCCUGGCUUUAGAAUACAGCGACUUCAUCUCUGGACUGGAAGAGACUGAGUUUUCUCCUCUCCACUAAUUACUGGGUCAUCGCAACGAGCAUGGCCGUGGCCCAUCUGCCUGUCCUGCCUCAGCUCUUCACGAAAACACUCUAGGCUUUCAGAUCUACUUUUUUCUUCCCUUCUAAUCUCACUCCUUCCUUUGCCUCUCCUUUUAUAAUGGCAUCUGCUGCUGUUGUAUUUUAUUCAAAUGUAUUAUAUUUUCUCUUAUUCAGUGUAUGAAGAAAGCAGUAGCAAACGAUUAGAUCCAUACUGCUUACCUAACCACCUCAAGCCCAUUGCCAGGCCUGCGUUCUAAUUCCCUGGUUAGCCCACACUUGAUUUGUUGCCUUGUUUUCUGCUGUAAAACCGUGUGGUGGUGGUGGUGAUGCACUCUGAGCCAGCGGUACACCCUGCUCCUCCUCCCAUCGCAUUGUGCCCACUUUGAGGCAUUUCUCGCUUUCAGACGGACCAUAUAGUAACUGGACCCAUCUCUCCAUGAAGACCGAGAUCCAUCUUUCACAGUACAUUGCCCUCACUUGUUUUUUCCUCAGCUCCCAGGAGAUGCUACUUCUCGAAAUAAACUAUAUAUGAGUGCCUGAA
Messenger RNA from Danio aesculapii, 2266 nucleotides. RefSeq names its product eukaryotic translation termination factor 1b (gene etf1b). The record is from RefSeq and is a predicted model, not a curated record. Gene Ontology annotation, biological process: cytoplasmic translational termination. Gene Ontology annotation, cellular component: translation release factor complex; cytosol. The transcript is spliced from 11 exons. NCBI's taxonomy places the organism in Eukaryota, Metazoa, Chordata, Actinopteri, Cypriniformes, Danionidae. Bases 176 to 1504 code for a protein of 442 amino acids. Gene Ontology annotation, molecular function: sequence-specific mRNA binding; translation release factor activity, codon specific.